AUGCUUCGUGCCAGCCUCUCUACGGUCCUCGCCCGCUUGCCGGCGGUCGGCUCUGCUGCGGCAACAACGGCAGCCCGCGGCUACUCGGGCGUGGUGUCCGAGACCGACACGCGCGGAGUGACGACGGUGACACUCAACAAGCCUGCGGUUCACAAUGCGUUUGAUGCCGAACUCUCGGGUGCGCUCCGUGCCGAGUUCAACCGCCUCGCCCAGUGCGAGGAGACCCGGGUGGUCGUCCUCCGCGGCGCCGGCAAGUCGUUCUCGGCUGGCGCCGACCUCGAGUACAUGAAGGCCAUGGGCGCCAACGACGAGGCUGCCAACUACAAGGACGCGCUGGAGCUGGCGGACAUGAUGCGCUCGCUCCGGUUCCUGCCCAAGCCGACGCUCGCUCUCGUCCACGGUGCCACCUUUGGCGGCGGCGUCGGACUUGUUGCCGCCUGUGACGUCGCCUUUGGCACCGAGCGCGCCUCAUUCUGUUUCUCAGAGGUCAAGCUCGGCCUCAUCCCGGCCGUCAUCUCACCGUACUGUGUGGCCGCGCUCGGCGAGCGGGCUGCAGGCCGCUACUUUAUCUCGGCAGAGGUGUUCAAGGGCAAGAAGGCCCAUGAGCUUGGCCUGCUUCAUGAGGUCUACGAGUCGGACGAGGCCAUGAACCACGCAGCCGAUGCCUUUAUCGAUCACUUGCUCGGCAACGGCUCGCAGGCUAUGGCGGCCGCCAAGCAGCUCCUCCACACCAUCCGCGGUCAGCCCAUCGACACUCCGCUCAUCGAGGAGACCUCGCGCGCAAUCGCCGCCCAGCGCGUCUCGCCCGAGGCCCAAGCUCGCCUCGCCGCCUUCCUCAAGGGCAAGUAAGCGCGUAAACGCGUGACUCCACCUCACCCUCACUCGCUCGCAAGCUCAGGGCGCCACAAGAUCGUCGAGAAUGGGCGAGACCUCGUCCCAUUGGCCAAAGAUGGGGGCGUAUUGAAAGAGCGCUGCGGCGGCGUGGUCAAAGUAGCCAGCGACGUCGCCGCCGGCCUCGGCAACCUCGUCCAUUCCGACUCUCACUGCAGCCAUGAUUCUCUCGAUGAUCGGUCGUGUGUAAAAGUGGGUGCCGG
This is a messenger RNA of Thecamonas trahens ATCC 50062, 1094 nucleotides long. RefSeq names its product enoyl-CoA hydratase/isomerase. The record is from RefSeq and is a predicted model, not a curated record. Gene Ontology annotation, biological process: isoprenoid catabolic process. The transcript has a single exon. The coding region runs from base 1 to 849 and encodes 282 amino acids. NCBI's taxonomy places the organism in Eukaryota, Apusomonadida, Apusomonadidae.